UCACUACCCAAUAUCCUCAGCUAAUCACAUUGGCGAAACUAUAUUUUCAACUCACAUUUAUGGAAAAAUUCUUGCAAGAACCGCCAUAAAGGUAAAUUUGAUUUGGUUGGUGAGAUACCAUUGGAUCGUGAUAUUGAAUUCCUUGUUGACUAGAUCCCUGUGGAAUGCCAAAAUGCAAUACACUUCAACUGAAUUGAAGAGACCGAUCACUGAGAGCAUUGAUGUAGCUCAAUAUGUAGAUAAAAGCAACGGUGAAUUAAAGAUGAAUGACAAGGACGGGUUUGUGGAAGGUACGAAAGUCUUUUUCAACAGAAGUGGUGGGACUGUAUAGGCGCCGAAGGUUUUUGGUCGUCAUAAUCUAACGAUAUAUUUCAACUAUUGCAGUGAUUGUAGCUAAGCCAGAGGAAACUUUGGCGCAUUCUUGUUCUGCGAUGAAAUACAUGUUCAGCAUCCUAUGUCUUCCUGGUGCCAGACAAGGCAUUGAGAUUGCGGCACCCACGCAAACAACUUCCAAAGAUGCUGAAAACGAUAUGCACUACAAGCGUGGGUUAAAAGCAGGCAUGCUUGACCGUUGGCUUGACGCUAUUGUCGAAUUUUCCGGUUCCGCAUACAUCUUCUUCUUUAUAAUGGCUGCUCUCUUCACUUGGGUUUUUAUGGGCAUCCCUUUCGGCCAUUCAAACUAUUGGCAAAUCGUCAUUUCUGACUCGCAGGCAAUUCUUAGCUACAUCUUUGAUUCUCUACUUAUGCGUCAGCAGCUGAAUGGCUAUAUAUCAAACUUGGAAGUGUCUGCCUGUUUGCGAUCUCGGUGCGCUAGCCACAAAAGGAUGUUGCGCAAUUUGAAUGCAGCUAUCGACUACAAAGAAAUAGAUGGAGUUAAGGUCGAUGAGUUUGCAACUCGUCUUCCUCCUGAGAAUUGGUUCGGCAGAAUCUGUACUCGGGCUUCUUUCUUUCUUGGUCACAUCUUUACCGUUGUAAUAUUUUGGAUUGGCAUUAUCAUCUGGCUUGGAUUUGGGCAAUACUGCGGCUGGAACAAUGACUGGCAGCUAUAUAUCAACUCUGCUACAUCGGCCAUGAUGGUUCUGUACUUCUCUUUCUUGGCAAACAUCAGAGAACGUCAUAGCAGAUAUAGCCGUAUGUGCGUAGAUUUGAUUUAUCAAGCUGAUUCCGCUCUUGAAUACAAGUUGAGAGUUUUGACUGGCGAUGAGACUCCUAAUCAGCCGAUUAUCAUACAAGGACUCAAGGUCGGCAACAUACAGAGGGCAAUCGACUAUUAUGCAGACCUCGUUGGAACUCUCUCUGGUAUAGCCAUCCUUAUUAUAGUGCUCAUCAUAUGGAUAGCCGUCGGCCCUUUGAUGUCCUUUAGCGACAAUUGGUGGCUACUAAUUGGAACAUAUACAGGGUUGAUUGGUAUGAACGAUGGCUUUGUUCUAAGGAAUAUACACCAUGUCCUCAGAGUGCACGAAGAUAUUCAAUUCGAAGAAGUUUACAUGGAAGAUUCUGAAGCAUUUUCAAUUAUCAACCUAGCUCAACCCAAAGAUGGCCAAUUUUCAAAGCGCUCGUUCAGCACCAGACUUUCCUUGGCAGUUGGCAAUGUUUGCUCUAGCGAAUACAUGGUCAUUGCCGGUACUGCUACUAUGAUCGGUCUUAUCAUCAUUUCCAGCUCAAUGAACUGGAGCUUGACAGGUCAACUCAUUUCGAACGUGCCUCCAAACAUCAUUGAGACGUUCUUCAUGAUGAUCCUUAUCACAGGACAUAAUGAUUUUGAAACCAAGAGACGCGAAGACCUUCAUAACAUUUAUGCAAAGCGAUUGAAGCUGCUAUCUUACGUUGAUACCUUGAUGUGAACCAGCCUUCUACACGAAACUGAUAAUAAAGCUAUGAAAGCACUGAGAUAAUAAGAUAUCGUUGAAAAAUA
Molecule: messenger RNA, 1915 nt
Organism: Umbelopsis ramanniana AG
Lineage: Eukaryota; Fungi; Mucoromycota; Umbelopsidomycetes; Umbelopsidales; Umbelopsidaceae
Exons: 1
Coding region: 432-1844 (470 amino acids)
Biological process (GO): transmembrane transport
Source: RefSeq, a predicted model, not a curated record